AUGCCUUGCAUAGAGGACUGGCUCACUGACCCCCUCAGUGUUAUUGAAGGAAUAUUCAAUGAAUCAGGAAGCCCAGAUCAUGAAAAAGUCGGCGAGUUUUUCUCGAGUCGAUUGCAGAAGAGCGAAGCUCUCCUACGAGUUCCUUCUUUGAAUGACAUUCCAAGUCAUCUUUUGAAAUCAAAGAAUUUAGUUAGAUUCCGAUGCAUGGUGCAGGACAUGUUCGAUCCUGAGUUCUACCUGGCCGUGUAUGAAACCGUGAGCAAGGUGGACAACUCAUCGAAAUUGCGGUGUGGAAUGUACCAAGAUGUCGUCAGAUGUCCUGAAAAUUUUGAACUUCGCCUAGAGUCACCGAAGAACGUAACCAAAGAGAGGCAUAUAUUUUACUGCGUACCGAUACCAGGAGAGACUGACUGGGCGAGAAAAGCAUUUGCAGGGAGAAGAGAAGCUUCAAACUCCGAAGCACAAGCCUCUGAGCGGAAGAACACAGUGCUCAAAAGAGAUCUCGAGGAAGACAUGGACGAUGAAAAUACCCCAGCUGUUCAGCGUGGUAAGUGCCUUUAUCACUGCUUCAAGAGCGGUCCCUUUUGAAUCAUUAAUUUCAAACCACGAUAAACACACAAACAAAGAAACUAUCAAUUUUUAGUUCCCUCUAUGUUCAGUAGGAUAUUUUACUGAAUUUAUAGGUAAAAUGAUGGGAAAGAAAAUUGUGUUUACAAUAGCAGUAAUUCAUAUUUACACCUGACAAGCUAAAUUAAUUGCAAUCUUUUCAUAAGCCUCUAUUCCAAAAUAAACCAGAUCUUGAAUAGAUUCAAUUAUCAAAAUGAAAAACAGUGGAUUAAAAAUUGCUUUUUAGCAAUAUACACAAAUUAAAAAGGGUAUAUUUGAAAAUGUCAUGGCAUCGCAUAUCUUGCUUCUUGCUUCUCUGCACCUGGUAUUUCCCAUUCCAAUGUCUCAAGUCCAUUAAUACCUAGCCUGAGGGGCUAGCAUAGAAGGUUCCAGAUCGCAAAAAUUCCCCCCUCCCUCCUAACUUUUGGAAUUUAAAAGGCAACAUGUAAAUAGGCUCUGAAUUUUAUUCACCUUCUCUUUCAAAAUAAGCAAAAUCUUCCUAUAGAAUAUGGGUUUUAUCUCAAAGAGGAUAAACAAACUACAGUUGUUUUAAAGAGUUGGUUUUGAGCAUCUCAGAAAGGAUUGUUGUUUCUCUCAGAAUUGGUCUUCAUAUUAUUUCCCCGACCCUGCCCCUCUACCUCUUACCCCAUGCCUUUCAUUAUUACCACCCUUAGAAUAGCACCCUAAUUUAAAUUCAUUUCCUCCUGUAGGGUGGCAAGUGCCUCAUGAUGCCUGCAGUGAUGAUGCUAAAAGAUCAAGACCCAGUGACACAUCAGGUGGUAGUAAUGUUCCAACCCAUCAGUUAAGCACUGAUCUAAAUUUUCCUCUCCCGAACGAGCAUGGCCCAGCUUGCCUUGUCCAUGUCUAUGAUCAAGAAAGUACUCUGAAGGUAAAUGACAUGGUAGAGUUCAUUGGUGUGUUGUCAGUUGAUCCUUGUCUUGCUGUGUUCAAUGAUGAUGAUAUGGGAGAUGGUAAUGAGCAAGGGCCAUUAGGCCCUGCCCAUGAUGACUUAAUCACUCCAGAGGAACAAGCUGUUCAUCAUCCACCUCCUUCACUAGUGCCACGGCUGCAUGUGUUAGCAUCUCGCAAUCUAGUCCACUCUAACCCAUCUAUCCCCAGCAGCAUUACAGGAGAGGCAUCUGUUCCUAUUUUGCAGCAGCUUGCUGAUGUAAGAGGUGAGUUGGUGUCUCUGCUGACCCAGCUCAUGAGUGGUGAUAGCCUAGCUGCAGAGUACUUGCUCCUCCAUUUGAUUUCCUCAGUUUACAGCUGGACAGGAAUAAUGCCUGUUGGAAAGUUUACUUUAAAUGUCAGUGGGUGUCCAUCCUCAGACUCAUUUCCGAGAGAAAUGCACAAGCUUGUGGAGUACCUUGUACCUAAGUGUCAUUUCCUGUCCAUGACCUUAAACAACAUGAACUCACUGAACUUUGUCCCCAAGAAAGACUACACAGCAAAUCGUCUUAAGAGCAGCAUCCUUCAGUUGUCCCAAAGCACCAAUUUGAUUGUGGAUGAGACAGCUUUGCAAGCAGGCCAACUGAAUGCAAAUGGUGUCAAAAAUGUCACAGCCCUGGGAAAUGUCAUCUCCUGGCAGAAACUGGAGUAUGACUUCAAUUUUUACAAAGCAGACUUCACCACCAAUCUACUGAUACUGAUCCUGUCAGAAGGAAAGUCACUGCUUCCUGCAGAUUGUCACAUGGCUCUCAGACCCCACCAAUCGCCCCAACCUGUGGAGAGGGCUUUGAGCAGGAUCUCAGCGGUCACCAUGGAGCGCAUGCGAGCAUUCUUGGGUGUAGCACGUCUGGCAGAGUAUUCUUUGUCCUCUGAGAUGCAGAAGAUUCUUCAGGAUGACUUUGUGAAAAGCAGGCAAGAAAAUCAGAGCAACAUGACAGCUGAGGACUUCCAUCUCUUGCUUUUGUUGUCACGGCUCAUGUCUCUGAGUCACGGGCAAAGCACCUUAACACCUGAGAUGUGGAACCAGGUUAAACAGAUGGAAAAAGAGAGGAGAUCUAGACUUAUCUGUUAG
Molecule: messenger RNA, 2626 nt
Organism: Pocillopora meandrina
Lineage: Eukaryota; Metazoa; Cnidaria; Anthozoa; Scleractinia; Pocilloporidae
Source: the annotation of a GenBank genome assembly